Pleuronectes platessa (European plaice) is the source of this 4766-nucleotide messenger RNA. RefSeq names its product alpha-N-acetylneuraminide alpha-2,8-sialyltransferase-like. The record is from RefSeq and is a predicted model, not a curated record. NCBI's taxonomy places the organism in Eukaryota, Metazoa, Chordata, Actinopteri, Pleuronectiformes, Pleuronectidae. Gene Ontology annotation, biological process: oligosaccharide metabolic process; N-glycan processing. Gene Ontology annotation, molecular function: alpha-N-acetylneuraminate alpha-2,8-sialyltransferase activity.
GUGCACGGUGGGACAUCCGGACCGGUUUGCAGCGGGGACUGGGCCCCCACCACCCCCACAUGAUCGCUCGCAGUCCGCGGGAUUGUGAUGAUGCUGAUGCGCGCAGAGCAGAGAGAGACGCACCGCGCCGCAAACCCGCAACCGUGCGUGAGACGCCGCUGCAGGGAUUCACGCUUUCCUCCAUCACACCCUCACCGACAGAAACCCGGAUUCCCCGACCGGUGCAUGAGCCCGAGAACCGGGUAACGCACCAUCCCUCUGCAGCCCCACUCGUACCCCACCCUGUCUGCGGAGUGAGGCAGGGGGCUCGCAGCGUUCAACCGACCCCUUUCAUUUUUCUUUUUGUUACCGCACCUGCUUGGAUGUGCACGCACCGCUGGUUCUGAGUCGUGUUUGAGAGCAGAGAGAGAACGAUGUUGGUGCGAUGCUACCGGGUCAAGCCCGCCGUGUGGGCCGCCCUGUUCGUGCUGGUCCUCUGCUGGUUCUACAUUUUCCCCGUGUACAGGGUGCCCAGCGAUACGGAGAUAGUGGACGAGGUGCUGAGGCAGGGCGGAGUGUGGGAGAAGAACCAGACGGGCAUCGAUCUGUACAGGAAGUUGUUGACGGACUGCUGCGAUCCACGGAGGAACUUCGCCGUCACCAAGGAGAACUCGCCGAUGGGGAAGGUCCUGUGGUACGACGGGGAGUUCUACCACUCGCACACGGUCAACAACGAGACCUACCCGCUCUUUGUGCAGCGCAACCCUCUGCAGUUCCCCCUGAAGAAGUGCGCGGUGGUGGGCAACAGCGGCAUCCUCCGACACAGCAAAUGCGGGCAGCACAUUGACCGGACCGACUUCAUUCUGAGGUGUAACCUUCCGCCGCUCUCAAAGGACUACGUGGAGGACGUGGGAACCCGAACACACCUGGUAACCGCCAACCCCAGCAUCAUAGAGAAAAGGUUUCAGAACCUUCUGUGGUCGAGGAAGGCCUUCGUGGACAACAUGAAGGUCUACGGCUCCAGCUACAUGUACAUGCCAGCGUUCUCCAUGAAGCCCUGCACCGACCUGUCUCUGCGGGCAUCUUACGCACUGGCAGACUCCUCCUCCAACCUCACCAUGCUCUUCGCCAACCCAGAGUUCCUUCGAACGGUGGGCAAAUUCUGGAAAGCCCGAGGCGUGCACGCCAAGCGCCUCUCCACGGGGCUCUUCCUGAUCAGCCUGGCCCUGGGGCUGUGCGAGGAGGUGACGGCCUACGGCUUCUGGCCGUUCGCCAUUGGCCUGGACGGGAAGCCGGUCAGCCACCACUACUAUGACAACAUCCUGCCCUACAAGUGGUUCCACACCAUGCCCGAGGAGUUCGUCCAGCUCUGGCACUUGCACCAAAGCGGCACGCUGCGCUUGAGGCUGGAACACUGCCCCCCUUAGGGAGGAGGGGGGAGCCGGAAAAGAUGGCGGUCCGUUGAGGUUCAGCUGGUUAGAGGACGCAGAGUGAGAUGUCUGGGUUGUGAAUCGGCAGGAAGUUGUUGUCAUGAUGCAAAUGGAUGCACAUACAAUAUUUCCUCUGAGAAACCUCAGCGCUGCAACUGUGUCCGUACACGAUGCUGCUGUGACACCAAGAUCAUCCCUAAUUAUAAUGAGAAUGUCCUCCACCAGGACCAGAAGCAUCAGGGACAGAGAAUAUACUGACACAGGCAAAGACACACACACACACACACACACACACACACACACAUCCACAUGCACACACUCCAAAAAACCUUGACGAAGCCGUACCUCCACUCCUUGUGUCUGAAAUGGUGUGUGUCUGUGUGUGUGUGUGUGUGUGUGUGUGUGGAUGUGUGUUUUUUAUAGAAAGCCCCUCGAGUGGGGCACAGAAAGGUGAAAGUGUGCAAGGCUGGGUGUUUGGGGGAUGGGGUCUUUUUUUUCCGGUCUGUGCGACUGUAUCCGACUGUCAUAUGGGGCAGCUGGACCAAAUCCCCCUCUGGGUCUUUGUUCAACAGAGACAGAAGGAGUGGAGGAGCGGAGGAGCGGGGGGGGGGGUCUGAAUAAUAAAAUGCACUGAAAGAAGAGGGGUGAAGAUGCGAGGUAUGAGGGGAGGGAUAAUGGUGUCCUGCUACCUUGUGGCUUGAAUGGGUCUGGAGGGGGGAAAAAAGAGUGGCAGCGGGAGGAGGAGAGGCUGGUGUGAGCCUGAAAGGAUUUUUUUCUUUGCUUUCCUUCUACCAAGCGUUUGAUUGGCAUCCUGCUUUGCCAAAUAGAGCUUCAGCACCAAGCGGGAGCCGUCAGGAAAGGAGUCUCUGAUCCUACGUCUCCCAGAAUGUUGGGCCAAGUUGCAUUUUAAACCCUUCGCUGAAGAGGGAAAAAGAUAAAACACAUUUUUUUUCUUUCUUUCCCGGAUGAAUGUGACUUUAAAGGGAUGACGCAUUAUCGGCCAAGUGAACAUUUGCGGCCAAAAAAAAAAGAAAAAAAGGAGGAAAGCACCAGAUCACACAUACACCAGGUACCUCACCUUUCAUUCAACACCGACACUGACGGACUGUUUCGGUACGAUUCGCACAAGCCGGGCUGUGUGGACAGAAAACAGCCUGCGUCUUCGAGAGGGGCUUCUAGGAGUCACCUCUCGGUAACAGCACCGUUCUUGCCAAGUGGCGAAUCGGCAGGAACAGUGCCCUCUUUGAUUCACUUUCCCGCUCUGUCCUUGUGCUCUUGAAACGGCGAGACGCUCAUGUACAGAGAGGUAGUGACGGAGACAGUGCUCGGGGACCGGACGUCUCAGUGAGGCAUUUUAACGGCAGAUUGGACACCUUAUACAUUAAACUGUGGUUUAUUUAAGCCGUGGCUGUUGUUUGGAUUUUCGCCUCUGUCCUGUGUUCCUUUUCUAUUAUCGUUAUUUAAUUUUUUACAUUUGAUUUUGGCCACAAGGGAAAAAUAACUUGCUCAUGUACAGGCCCCAAUGACAGAUGCUUUUUGUUUUUUUUCUACUUGCAGGCCUUGCAGAUGUUAUAAAAUAUUAUAAAUAUUCUGUUUUCUUAUUCAAAAAGUGAUAACAAUGUGACCGUGCCAUAUCGUCAGUAAACGCAACAAAAGGACAACUCUGCAUGGAAAGUGCAUGGAGUGCAACCCUCCUCCGACCCAAGGUGCAAAAACAUGUCGAUAGGUUUUAUAUGUUUAUCCACCCUCGUCUGUUAGAGUGAACAAGGUGCAUUUGUAAAGCAUUGAAGACAUUUCCAGCUUCGAUCCUGCUCUUAAAUGUGUUCCUGACUUUAAAGUUAAAUUCACUUAGGCUACAUCUACUACUUUUUGGAUUGAGAGGGCAUAAACUCUACGGAAACGUUUUAUUUUGAAAUCUCCAGGGAUGACUUUUAGUCUAGACGUGCAAAAAUGCCUGGAAACGAAAAUAUAGACACUCACAAACGCUUCCUGAUUGGUUCUUUUCAGUCAUGAUGUAUCUUCGUCAGGCUCUUACCACAUGAGCCCCUCUCCGGAAGAUUAGCCAGUGCAGAACGCAACGUGUAUAAUAUAUCGAUUACAAGAGUGUCUGUUUUCAAAAUAAAACAUAGUAGUAAGGAUGUAGUCUCAUAAGUGAGCUUAAAACUGCUGGACCAAGUAAAUGAAGUGAACAAAAUAGAAUAACUUCCAGUCCAAUUGCACUUGCGGCUCCUCCAGACUGCGAACCAAACUCUAUAAAUACUUUGACCAAUUUCUUUUAUUUUUCGUACUGGGAUAUUUCAUGUUUUUGCACCUUUUAUUUGUUUUUCCUCUCCUGCCCAGUAUUGUGUCUGAACGAGUCGUGACAUAGUGUGAAAUGUAAAAGUAAGCAUGAUGAUUUUUAAACGUGUAUGUGCUUUUUGGUACACAGUUCUAUUUUAAUUAUGUUCGGAUUCUCGCCCUCGUUCCAUCCCACGUGACGGACGCAAGAGCCACGGUGAAGCUGGGAUUUCUUAUCUGAGGGGGGGGGGGGGGAGGAUUAAUCUGUGAUCUUUUACAUUAGCUUUAAAGCUCAAUUCAUUCUUCAAAAGUUGACUUUUUCCAGCGCUACUUAACAAAUCCAAAUACAGUGCAGCUGAUAGUAACACAGACGACAGAUGAGGUUCUUCCUGCUGUGACUUGCACAACUUAAAUCCGAGUGUCAUCUGCAGCUUGUACAUUUUAAUAGAUGUUUUUAACAGUUGUCUGUUAUCGAUCCAGCUCCGGAAGAUCAUGUAAGAGCAAUAUCAUCAACCAUCAGCAACCAGGGGCAGCAUAGCAUUCACAAUUUGUUACGUUCCAGUCACAGGUUCCACCGUAGAGGGUGACUAGUUGCUUAGAGUCUGGUCAUGGAGGAGUCACAUGUUUGACCUGCUGUAGCAUAUGACCAGCCACGCUGUCUUUAUGUGACACCCCGUCCAUUCCUACGUGAUGGUGACUUGAAACCUGCCGAUGUUUCAUAUCAAAGUUUAAGUUCUGCAGGCGUAUCACAUCAGAGUCUAGAUCCGCCUGCAUGGCGACAUGCUGGGUCACAGAAGACGCUGCAAACCGAGUAUGAAGUGGGUCAAAUUGUGAAAAUUAGCCUGAAUGUUAAAGCCUGUCUGUGUACGAUGUGAAUUUCAUGCAGCUUUAGCUUCUUUCCAACUAGACUCAGUAGAGUACAUACCUCUGCCAAGGAUCAACAGUUCACUGAAAUGAGCCAACGAAUGUCACACACUCAGUUCUCUAACUAUGCUUGAUUCUUUUAUUUUUGAUCAAGCUCUGUUGUAGAAAAACGGCCCAAUUUUCAAUGUUAAAUAAAGUGGGGAAUUGAUCUUUAAA